GUACAGAAACCGAAAGUAAAAGGUGCAGGGUAAUGUCGCGGGCUAAUACGAUUUUUUAAAUUAUUAUUAUUAUUUUUUUUAAACCCUUAGGGCGUUAACAGCGUUUAUUUACUAAAUCACACAGCAUUCGGUCGUGCACCUGUAUGUUAUUAGUUCUUCAGGAGUGCUGCUGUUCAUCUGCGUCAUGUGUGUUUUGCUCCAUGAUGGCGGAAUCACCCUUUCCAGAAAUAUUUCUUGAAGUGGCCCUUCUCGGCGAUCCAGAAACAUGUGGAGCCAUUUCUAAGAAGACUGGAAGUUUUAAAGAUAUGAAUACUUUUUUCGAAUCGUCAUCCAAGGAGAAAAAAAAAGACCAAUGUGGGGGAAAUAAAGAGAAGAGCAGGGUUCAUGAGCACACCUCAGGCAGCAUGAAAUCAGCUUCCAGUGCACAAGUUGAACCAGUUGAGAUCGACAGUGUCAUUAUGAAUUACAUUCAAGAAAAAUAUUCUGCAGAACUCAACAAAAUAAAACCACCUAAGGUAAUCAUGCAGGUUGAUAAGAAACAGGUGACCUUUUGCUCACAGGACACAGAGCAUGGAACAGUCUUCGCUCAGCUGGCAAGAGAGCGAUUUGUAACUUUCUAUCAGAAGAUCGCUACAGGACUGCAGAGUCGAUCGUAUUCCUUCGAUGCAACUCAAAUUCAGCCGUUGCUGGCAAAGUUUCCAGACCUCCUACUCAGCCCUGAACAAAAACCAUCUGAAAUAACGCUGACCGGGAGAUUCAUUAGUCUUGAAAGGUUUGAGCAGUUCUGGAAAAGUCCUCCUGAAAGGUCUUCUCCAAGACAAAUCAAUUCCACAGUGGACAUGAGCGCUUCAGCCUCCAGCCAUGCGGGACAGAAUAAAACCAUCAACAAAGAGGAAACUUGUUCCAUUUGUUUGGAGCAAAUGGGGAAAUCACAAAUGAGAACUUUGGAGAAAUGCAAGCACUCCUUCUGUAAAGACUGUAUAAAGAGGGCUUUCGAAGUUAAACCUGUCUGUCCUACGUGUGGAGUUAUAUACGGUGCACUAAAGGGAACACAACCUAAAGGGGGUAAAAUGAAAGUCACAUACGAUAAGUUGUCUCUACCCGGUUAUGAAAACUAUGGAACAAUCAUCAUUCACUACGUCAUUCCAGAUGGGAUACAGGAGGAUGAACACCCAAAUCCAGGGCAGCCAUACCAAGGUGCUGUACGCCUGGCCUACUUGCCACAUUCCACAGAAGGAAAUAAAGUUCUCAAGCUCCUCCGACAAGCAUUUGAUCAAAGGUUAAUCUUCACGGUUGGACGCUCGUCAACUACUGGCAGGAACAAUGUCGUCACGUGGAAUGACAUUCAUCACAAGACAUCCUACACUGGAGGACCUACUCUUUACGGUUACCCAGAUCCUGGUUAUCUGAAACGGGUCCAAGAGGAGCUGAAAGUCAAAGGAAUUUACUGAUAUUUAAUAAGGGCUGAGCUUUGGUACCCAUGUAAAUACUAAUACAAGACAAACACGAUAAAGACUUUUUAUUAACUGCACUAAUACAGUAUUUGUGAAUAUUUAAAUAGUAUAAGGCUUAGGUGGGGUUUACAUUAGACCGUAUCAGCGGAUCAUCAGAUUAACGUUUUUAAAACGAUUAGUGUGCACACAGCAACACCAAUACACGAUUCGCCUGCACACAGCAACGCCAAUACACGGAUACGCUCGGCUCCGCAGGCAUCCUGCGCUCCAAAUCACUCCGCCCUGAACAGCGAGUGCCCUCUGGAGGGUGCGCACUCCGGCCCUGCGCAGCUCACAGAGCGCACGAGUGAAGCGCACGAGCAGUGAUUUGGGACUGAGCCGCUGUGUGUGUGAUCUCAGUGCAUGUCAGGCAUGCGCGUCACUUACCACUUGCAAGUGGAAGGAUGGCAAGCCUAAAGACAAUCAUAACUACACAAUGGGCAGGAUUUGCAUCAGUAUUUGCAGUAUUUUCAUACUUUUAUACUCUUUAAUGAAAGGUGAUACAAGGCGGAAGUCCGCGCCGUUUUUCAGCAGUCGCGUCACAUGACCAACGCCAGCGAAUCAGGAAGGUGGAUGUCACAGUGACGUUGUCCAAUGACGACGCCAGCUAGAGCUCAGCACAGCAUAUCCGCGUAUUCUCAAUGUUUACACAGCACCGGACCGGACACGAUCUGGAUUGAAUACGUGGACCCUGGCGGAUUCCCGUUUCCCGGCGUUUUAAUGUAAACGGACAGUGCAUCCGCGAAGAAAACGAGACAGAUACGGUCUAAUGUAAACUUGGCCUUAGGCACACCAUCCAUCCAUCCAUCCAUCCAUCCAUCCAUCCAUCCAUCCAUUAUCUAUAAAGCUCAUCCAUCAGGGUCACAGGGGAAGCUGGAGCCAAUCCCUGCUGACUUGGACAGGUCACCAGUCUAUUGCAGGGUUAACAUAGCGACAACCAACCAUUCACAUUCAUAUUCACACCUCUGGGCAAUUUAGAGGAGCUGGUUGACCUAAUCAACAGGUCUUUGGACUGUGGGAGGAAACCCAUGCAGGCACAGAGAGAAGAUGUCAACUCCACACAGAAAGGCAGCGAUGUUCGAACCCAGAACCUUCUUACUGUGCUACAACAGUGCUAAAUACUGCACCACUAUCUUAUGCACACCAGUUGAAACAAAAUCCAUCAUAAUCAAGAAAUACGUUGCUCAUUUUUUUCACCUUUGUAACUGCAGAUUAAUUAUUUCUGAUGUUAAAUUGAUCGGACUUUAGAGCAUUCACAGAGUUGAUUACUGCUUUUCAGAAUAUAUAUCAAAUCAUUAAUUGAUACCUAUUGAGGAGUCAUUUUUUUCUGAACAAAUGAAUGUUUUAUGUGCAGGAGAGAAUGGGGAAUGAGGGAUUAAACACAGGUCAACCAUGUACACAAGCACAUAAUCUUUGUCAAACACUGAUAGAGCUUGGAAAUGUACUUUAUGUUGGUUUCAUAAUAGAAGAGAUAUGGGUGACAUUUUACUUUCCCUUGCUUAUACUGUACUGGAUAGGGAUUUUUUUUUUUAGUUGUUUCAUGCAUCACUUUGGUUACUAAUAUAAGAAUUCAACAUUAUUAUUAUUAUCCAUCCAUCAGCCGUAACCACUUAUCCUGUGCAAGGUCACGGGCAAGCUGGAGCCUAUCCCAGCUGACUACGGGCGAAAGGCGGGGUACACCCUGGACAAGUCGCCAGAUUAUCGCAGGGCUGACACAUAGACACAGACAACCAUUCACACUCACAUUCACACCUACGGUCAAUUUAGAGUCACCAGUUAACCUAACCUGCAUGUCUUUGGACUGUGGGGGAAACCGGAGCACCCGGAGGAAACCCACGCGGACACGGGGAGAACAUGCAAACUCCACACAGAAAGGCCCUUGCCGGCCAUGGGGCUCGAACCCAGAACCUUCUUACUGUGAGGCGACAGUGCUAACCACUACACCAGCAUGCUGUCUAUUAUUAUUAUUAUUAUUAUUAAACCUGGGUCCAGUAUCCUUUGAACACACCACCAUCAUCAUAUCUCUCUUUACAGAUCAUUCAUUUUAAUAGAAUACUGCAUACUUAAACUUGGAAGUUAUAUCAGGCUGUUUAUAGAUGCCAUGAGUGUGUACAGUUAUCUAAUUUUCUGAUGGUUAAGGCAGGGUAAUUUGUUAAAAUUUUAACAUUGAUUUUUCUAACUUUGAGCUAUAUAUUCAUUCCAUGUAACAAUGAUUUGUUAUGUUGUAUUAUUCUUUGAUGUCAAAGCUAAUAAACAAGCCAUUAGCAUAGAAAAUAACCAAUGUCAAAUAUCUUAUAACCUGGGAAAAACCCAACUUGCCUUUUAAUCACCUUAAAGUGCAUAUCCUGGACCAAAUUCGUUUUUUUUUUUUUUUAUAUGAAACUAUGUCCCUUUACACACUCAUCCAGAAGGGUAAUUUUGCACAAGGCCAUCUGUCUACAGAAAAAAAUAACAAAACACGUCUGGAAAAAUCCCAAGGGAGUCUGGAGCCAGAUUCGUAACGUUACCUGCGGAAGCGCCAGCAGGCUGCGCGAGCUUUACACGGUUUCAGUGCACAGCCUGUGUAGACCAAGUUUAGUAGCUAGCGAUUUUGCAUUGAAAUAUGGAAUUGUCACCUGAGCGCAAUGUUACUUCACCUUUGGAUGAAGAAUGUAAUGUUGCUACACCCUCCUACGAUACAUCUGUUAACCAUUUUAAUAAUUACGCGAUAACGUUGAAGAAAUUUGCAGAAAACCACCAGGUCGUUUUCUCAUAAACAAACCAGCGCUGACGUAGGAUUCAGAAGGAGGCGUCCCGCACGAGACGUCACGAAAAUCAAUGUUUGCCGGGAAAUCUAAAUGCCAAGUUUUUUCAGAGGCGGACCAAUUCACCUCAAAUGGCUUGAUUUCAACUGAAUUUUUCUGGUAUUGCGCAAGGUAAAAAAAAUUGCACAAAAUGCAAAAUGUGACAGAUAUUUGACCAAAGUUUAAUAUAAAAUAGGAGAAUUACAUUGAUCUUGCUCCUGAAUUUACCCAUGAUAUGCACUUUAAAACAGUUAAGAUUUAGCAGUAAUAAAACUGCAGCUGGAUAUCAUUUGGAAAAUUUUGUAAUAAAAUCAAAAGAGUUGUAGAAUGGAAACCAACCAGAGACAAGGCUAAUAAACUCAUUUUCAUUAA
Messenger RNA from Neoarius graeffei (lesser salmon catfish), 4648 nucleotides. RefSeq lists its product as uncharacterized. Lineage: Eukaryota; Metazoa; Chordata; Actinopteri; Siluriformes; Ariidae. The transcript has 4 exons. The coding region runs from base 144 to 1451 and encodes 435 amino acids. Gene Ontology annotation, biological process: protein ubiquitination; Notch signaling pathway. The record is from RefSeq and is a predicted model, not a curated record.